CUUGCUUCCCUUCCCUUAUAUUCAUCUGUUCUGUGUCUUAAAGUCCUCAUAUGAGUGAAGUCACAUAAUAUUUGUCUUUCUCUGACUGACUCAUGUCAGAGAAAUGAUGGCUUCCUGAUGGCUUCCUGUCUUAUGUUAAGGUCUUCCAUCCAUUUUGAGUUUAUUUUUGUGUCUGGUGUGAGAAAGUGGUCCAGGUUCAUUUUUCUGCAUGUUGCUGUCCAGUUUUCCCAGCACCACUUGUUGAUCUGAGUGUCUGUUGUUGUGCCAGUACCAUACUGUCUUGAUGAUUACAACUUUGUAAUACGUCUUGAAGUCCAGGAUUGUGAUGCCUCCAGCUUCGGUUUUCAUUUUCCAAGAUUGCUUGGCUAUUCGGGGUCUUUUCUGGUUCCAUACAAAUUUUAGAAUUGUUUGUUCUAGCUCUGUGAAGAAUGCUGGUGUUAUUUUGAUAGGGAUUGCACUGAAUAUGUAGAUAGCUUUGGGUAGUAUCGACAUUUUAACAGUGUUCUUCCAAUCCAGGAGCAUGGAAUAUUUUUCCUUUUUUGUGUGUGUCCUCUUGCAUUUCUUUCAUAAGCUUUCUAUAGUUUUCAGUGUAUAGAUUUUUCACCUCUUUGGUUAUGGUUAUUCUUAGGUCUUUUAUGGUUUUGGUGCAGUUUUUCAUAUAUUUUUUUCAGGGGUUUGAUGUCCUGCCCUGUCUGUCCCCUUCGCUUAAGAAUGUGCACUUGAGGGCACCACAUCAUGUGUCUCUCUGUGCACUGUGGCUUCAGUGCUUGUCCUUGUAGAUUAUUGUGCACCUUUAUGCGCCAGUGUAGGUGUCCAUUAUGAAUGUUACAUAUGAACGCUGGUGGCCAGUACAUGUAUUUUAAGUAGCUUUUUUCCAUAGUGCUUACUGUUUUCCACAGAUUGUUUCCAUUUACUUUUCUUCUGCCCAGUCCAAGAUAGAUAUCAUUCCUAACUGUGCUUUUCAGUACUUAGAAAUUUUAAUGUCACAUUAUUUUCUUAAAAAUUGAGGCCUAAGAGGGGUGCCUGGGUGGCUCAGUCUGUUGAGUGUCUGACUUCGGCUCAGGUCAUGAUCUUGUGGUCUGUGAGUUCGAGCCCCGCAUCAGGCUCUGUGCUGACAGCUCAGAGCCUGGAGCCUGCUUCCGAUUCUGUGCCUCCCUCUCUCUCUGCCCCUCCCCUGCUCAUGCUCUGUCUUUCUCUCUGUCAAAAAUAAAUAAAAUUUUAAAAAAUUAAAAAAAAAUUGGGGCCUAAAAAUGUGUUCCUAUUUUUAUUUUUUAAAUUUUAUUUAUUUUUGAGAAAAAGAGAGAGUGCAAGUGGAGGAGAGGCAUAGAGAAGGGUCAGAGGAUCCUAAGUGGGCUGUUUGCUGACAGCCUGAUGUGGGGUUCAAACUCAAAAACUGUGAGAUCAUGACCUGAGUCAAAGUCAGACACUUAACCGACUGAGCCACCCAGGCACCCCCUUAGUUUAGUUUUUGAUGUUGAAUUCCUUAUUUCUUCUGGAGUUGGCUUUUUUCUUGUAUUUAAAAAAAGAUUUUUAAAAAAUGUCAGUUGGGAUUCCGUGUCCUCUUUUUUCAUGUCCUGCAUCAUUUCUUCCUAGCUUCAGGUAUUGAACAGGUCUUCCUUUCUCCAUGAAACUGAUGCCCCAUAUCUCAGAAUUCACAUGUGUGUGAAUUUCUUUCUGGAUUUAUGCCUUUGGCCAGCUUGCCAGCAGCAGUAUGCUGCUUAGUUAUCUUGUUUCAUCAUACAUCCUGGAAAUUAGUAGGGCAAGUCACUCCUCCAUGCUUCCUUCAAAAGCAUUCUGGAUAAUUUUGACCCUUUAUUUUUUAAUAUAAACUUUAGAAUCCUCAAACUUCAUGAAAAAUGUUAUUGGGAUAUUAAUUGGAAUUGCACUGAAUCUGUAGAUCAAUUUGAUGAGAAUGGACAUCUUCCCAAUAUUGUGUCUUCCUAUUUGUGAAUAUAGUAUGUCUCUUUAUUCAUUUAGGUUUAAAAAAAAAUUUUUUUUAAUGUUUAUUUUUGAGAUAAGGGGUAUGAGGGGCAGAAAGAGGAAGACAGAGGACCCACAGCGGGUUUGGUGCUGACAGCAGAGAGCCUGAUGCAGGGUUUGAACUCACGAACCAUGAGAUCAUGACAUGAGCCAAAGUCGGGUGCUUCACCAGCUGAGCCACCCAGACAUCCCUAUUCAUUCAGUUUUUUAAUAAAAAGUUUCAAUGAAAUUAUAUUUUUCCUAAACCGAUGAUUCUCUGAUGCCAUCAUUAAAUGAUGUUCUCUCUGUUAUUACCAUGUCUAAUUGUUCACUGGUGGUACAUAGCAAGGCAGCUGAAUAUUUAACCUUACAUACAGUCACCUUCCUAAGCUCUGCUGUUAUUCCUAGUCAUUUAUAGGUCAUGUGAUCUGCAAGUACUAACAGUCUUAUUUCUUCCUUUCUGAUACUCAUACUGCAAAUUUCUUGUCUAAUUGUACCAGUUAGUGUUGAAUGGAGGCAAUGCUGGUGGUUGCCCUUGUUCUUGGUUUCGUUUAUUUAUUUAUUUAUUUAUUUAAAGUUUAUUUAUUUAUUUAGAGAGAGAGUGUGGGUGUGUGCAAGCAGGGGAGGGGCAGAAAGAGUGAAUCCUAAGCAGGUUCUGUGCUGUUAGCAUAGAGCCUGAUUCAGGGCUUGAACUCAGAAACCGUGAGAUUAUGACCUGACCUGAAAUCAUGAGUCAGAUGCUUAACCAACUGAGCCACCCAAGCGCCCGUUGUUUAUUUGUAUUAUUAUUCCUUUUUUUAAAAUUUUAAGUUUGUUUGUUUGUUUGUUUAUUGAGAGAGAGAGAGAGAGAGAGAGAGAGAGGGAAUGAGAAUGAGAAUGAGAGCAGGAGGGGCAGAGAGAGAGAGAAGGAGAGAGAGAAUCCUAAGCAGGCGUCACACUGCCAGCACAGAGCCUGGUGUGGGGCUUGAACUCAUCAAUCCAAUUCUGGAUUUUGUAGGAAAUGCAUUUACAAUGUCUUUUGGGGUUCCUUGGCCCAAUUCCAUGUGGGGAGGGCCAUUCCCCACAUAUAGUACCAAGCAGUUCUCUGAUACCAGCAGGGUGUACAGUGUCCAUGAAUUCAACUCAUUUCUGACAUUACUUGGAGAAAGUAUCUGGUUCCACAGGUUAAGUGUUGAGUCCUACAAGACUGCUCCUUCUCCCAUUUAAGAUGCCAGUCACAAAUCCAGGUGGUUGCCUCUGCUACUGACUGACUGGCUACAGAUUGGAGGUUCCAUUGACCUUCUCCUUAGGUUUGAUUAAUUUGCGAGAAUGGCUCACAGAACUCAAGAGACUCAUCUUACUAGAUUCCUGGUUUAUUAUAAAGAGAUAUAACUCAGGAAUAGCCCAAUGAAAGAGAUGCCCAGGGCCAGGUGUGUGGAAGGGCAGGUACUUACAUGCCCUCACCAGGUGUGCUGCUUUUCCUGAAAAUCUCCAUGUGCUUACCAAUCUGGAGGCUCUCUGAACCCUGCCCUUUAGGGUUUUUAUGGAGGCUUUAUUACUUAGCUGUUUAUUAAACUCAUUGGCCAUUGGUGGGCAAUUGAUUCAGCCUCCAGCCCCUCUGACCUCCCCAGAGGUCUGGUUGGGACUGGAAGUCCUACCCCUCUAAUCCUGUGGUUGGCAGGAUUCAUGGGCAAGCAGUUCCCAUCCUUUAGGGCUUUCCCAAAGUCAUCUCAUUAACAUAAAAAAAGACACCUGCAUCACUCUCUAUGCUUGGGAAAUUGCAGAAGUUUUGGGGACUUGAGACAGAAAUGAGGAAGAAGACCAAAUACAUAUUUCCUGUAAUAAAUUGCAAUAUCACAGCAUGAUGUUUACUUUAUUAGUUUUUUAAUACUCUUUAUCAGAAUAAGGAAAUUUCUGUUCCUAAUUUACUGAGUUUUUAAAAUCAUACUUGGGUAUUGAAUUUUACCAACAUUAAAAAAAAUCUGUUAAAUUGGUAGAUUACAUUUAUGAAUUUUAUAAAGUUAAAUCACACUUGUAUACCUGGGAUACACCCAGUAAUGCCUGGUAGUGUUUUCUAUGCUUUUGGAUUCAAGUUGCUGAUGUAUUCCUUAGAAGUUUUCAUUUAUAAUAGAAAUUACCAAUUAUUUUAUUGUCUCUUUCCAUCUCUUGGAUUCAUUUUCCUGUUCAUUUAUACCUUCUUUAGAUGGAUUUGUUGUUAAGCCCUUGACAGAGGUAUUGGUGACCUUUUUCCAUGAAGCUGCAGUCCACAGGUUCUGUUUGGAUAGUUAUUUUGGGUAUGAAGAGGUAGGGGUGAUGGCCUGGGGAGACCAUGUGGCUGGUUGGGCAGAGAUUCUCGUCAAGAUUCUGGUUUUGCUGUGACUGGUGGGGCAAUGGGUGCUUAGUACAUGGUUAAAGAACUGAGUAGGUGGAGAAGCAGGGCCCAGUGGGGCCAGCACACUGUGCAAGGCUGGGUGCAUCAGAAUUCUUAGCACACUGGUGGCCCAAAGAAAAGAAGAAUAAAUAGUAAGGAAAGGUGCAUGUUGCAGGGUAACUUUUUGCAUCCUUUCUGCUCUUAAUCUUCCUUACAAAGGUCACGUGCUAUUAAUAAUUUCUUAUAAUUCCUUCCCAAAAGAUUUUUGUGUGCAUGCCAGCAUCUCUGUUCUUACAGGGAUCUCACAGACACACUCUUCUGUACCUUAACUUGUGUUUGUCUCCAUGGUUUUCCCCCAGUAGCUCAUCAGCUUUUUCUUACACUUUUCAAGAGCUUUUAAGUAUUUCCUUGUGAGCCUCUAACAAUUUCUGUAUCUAGUUGGUGGAUAUUUAUUUAUUCAUUUUACUAUAUUUUUAAAAAAUUUAUUAUUUUGAGAGAGAGAAAGAGAGAGCAAGAGCAAGUAGGGGAGGGGCAGAGAGAAAGGGAAAGAGAGAAAUCCUAGGCAGGCUCCAUGCUAACAGUGCAGAGCCUAAUGAGGGGCUCGAACCCACAAACUGCAAGAUCAUGACCUGAGCUGAAACCAAGAGUCGGACGCUUAACCAACUGAGCCACCCAUGCACCCCAGGUUGGUGGAUAUUUUAGAUGGUCUAAUCUAGAAAGAAGGCUGAGUGGAUGUCCUUGUUAGGUAUGAUUUGGAGUCCUUUUGCGAGGGUAUCUUAGGGUAAACUAAAAAAUAACCCUUGCCUUGCCAAGGGUUACGUAUGUGUUAAAAUUUUAUAAAUGUUGCCAAGCUGCCCCCAAUGCGGUUUCAUUAAUUUUAUUAUCUCAACAGUAUAUGAGAAUUGCCUGUUUAUCCCUACUCUCAUGUUGUCAGGGUUUAAGAUUUUUUGCCCAUCUGAUAGGUGAAAAUGGUAUCUUCGUUGUUUUAAAUGCAUUUUCUUAGUAAUGAGCGAAUAGUUGUAUCUGUUUUCAUUACCUGUGCUUUUAUGUUUCUUUAAUCAGCCUGACUUUUCUUUCCUUUGUAAGUCUGAGGAGUGGGAACUCAGGGUGGGGUCGGAUUGUUGUCUGUUCUUCGCGAGCUGUCGGUAGAUUUGUACAGGACCGUGGCUCCAUCGAUAAUGUGUGUUCUACAGCUGAACUUCCAGUCUGUGUCUGAGUUUGGUGUCUUUGUCGUUUGCUCUUGGCUGAAUGGAAUCCAGGUACUUCAAGAAGAAUGACCUUCAUUUUUCUGGCUGACCUUUGACUUGACCCCCCCUCCCUAUGAUGGUUCUGGGGUUCAGCCACAGCCCGCAGGCCCCAGCAUCCAACCGAAAAUACAGCAUGGUGGGUAGGGAGUUUACAGAAGAGCAUUUAUAUAGGAAGGUUAGUAUUAUUUUUUUCAUAUAACUUCAAAAAUAGGAAAUAAUAUUUGUGGUUUUAUUUUGAAGUUUGCUUGAAACACUACUUUUAAAAUAUUGCCUCUUUUAAAAAAGGGGCUUCAAAUAUUUCGUUUUGUGUUAAGAGCCACAACUCGGACUUGAUUGGAGGGGCGGCACAGCUGUGGAAGGGUCUCUUCUCCUAAAGAGGAAAUUCCAAAGUGGAGGAUGGGGGACAUGUGGGCGGAGACCCGCUGCUCUCACACUUGACUGGGGCCCUGAGACCGCCCCCCUCCAAGGUGUGCUUGCGCUGGGAGGGCAGGAGCACUUGGAGGAGGGGUCUGAUGUACAUGGCAAGCUUUAGGUUUGCUUCCCUGUGAUUCAGUCACUGGGUUCUUGGCUCUAAAGGUCAUCUGUAAGGUGAGUUCCUUAUGACAGGGCUGGUAAGAGGACUCUUGUUCCCUUAGACUUGACCUCAGGUUCCUGUCCUAGGUUUCUGUUAGUAUUUUUUAUACAAAGCUGAUCCCAAGAGACCCUAAGAGUGAUUUUUCUUUUGGCGGUGGUAGGGAUGAGCUGUUUUGAUGGUUUCUUUAAAAAGACCUUUCCCCAUUUUUAGGGUGAAGACGAUAAACGUAGAAUGGUUUCCUCCUGAGAAAACUCCGCUCACUUAAAAUGUUCAUUGUAACCAUCUGAGGGGGUUCAGGUGCACUGUGGGCCUGUACCUCUGGACUGCUCCCUGCCUUGAGCUCCCUCCAUUUCAGGAGGUGCUUACAGAUGGUGGAAAAGGGCAGUGGAGCUGCUGUGAUUCCCCUGCAGUGGCCGCAGCCAACAACUGCACUAGUGCAGGAGGGAAAAAAUGGAUAGAGGUGCAGGCAAGGAACGUGGCGUUUAAUAUUUUUCCUCUCUCGUUUAACCCCUUUCUUCACGAAGGUGCUCCUAGGCUGGGGGCAGGGCCUAGGAGGUAGGGUGUUGGUGGGGUCACCUCCUUGUCCCACCCCCGCCCCACCCCACCCCCUACAGAAUAACCCUGUCGUGAUGUCCUGUCACCAGAUGUGUGUGCUUUCUUGGGAGUGGGGGUGGGCGAUCCCUCCAAAGCUCUGAUUAUUGAAAACUAUGUAAGGCCUGUUAGUUAAGCUGAUGAUAAGCCAGUAUUUUUUCUCUUGCUUCGACGUUUACAGAGAAAGUACUGGAAGCUUUGGCUGACUAAUGGUGUUGCCUCGUUUUUUCCUUCCCUGCCCCAUGGUGGCCUCAGUGGUGAUGGGGAGCAAGGAGGGCAUGAGUGAGAGAGUGUGGGGGCCGGGGACCAGCCAGGCUGUGUGUGGAGGAUCUGGCCAUGUUAUUUUGCAGUUGGCUCAUUUUCCAUGCAGGCUGAGGAGAAAGAAGUCUGUCAGCUCCGGGCUUGAGACUGGCACUGACCACUCCCCAAGAGUGCCCCUUGGAAGGCGGUGCCUUGCCUAAUGGGAUCUGCUUGAGCACGUGUUCAGGUUGCAGGAUGGCCCUGUCUGCCUUGGUGAGUGGGGGACUCCAUUUUCCUUGGAACGACAGAAAUGAGGUCGUGGAGAGAUGCCGAGACCCAAGGCAGCAGAGCUUCCACAAGGGCUUUCUCAGCUGUUCCGUAGAAAAGCAAGACAGUGGAUAAGCACGUGCUAGACACAUCUUGGGGGGAGCGACCUGGUGAGGGGCUGUGGUUUUACUUAUUGGAAAUCGCAGGAUUGGAGCAGAUUGGUGCAUAGGCUGCCUGUUCUAGAACUGUAUUCUUGGAACAAAAGGGUGGGGGAGGGUAGGCUACUCUCCUAGAUCUGAGGAAACUCCAGCUCAGCCAGCGGAAUGAGGAAGAGGGAACAAUAGGGACGGCUCCUUUGUGCCUGCCCUUGAACGCGGGGCCACUGUGAAUCCAGGCCCUGCACCCGCUGGCCCGCUGGGAAAUGGCGCCGCUGUGGGUGGUGGUUCUGAGAGGAACCAUUUAACCAGCAGGCAGUUCCGGCGAAGGGGGAGACGAAGCAGGAUUGCUGCAUGAAAACAGAGCUGCUGAGGGAAGAGAUAUCUAUGGCAGCCGAUGGAGGCGCAUCGGAGAAGCAGGGAGGAGAGGGCCCCGUGGCCUCAGAUGGCGAAGCUAAUGGGUCCUGUGGAAAGAGCGAGGCUAGCAGCCACGUGACUGCAGCCCAGCACACUCAGGAGAACACAGCGGUCAGCCCACAGGACGGUACCAACAAACUAGCUCGAAUAGCUGAAAAUGGGGUUUCAGACAGAGACAGUGAGACGGGGAAGCAAAACCACGUCAACACAGAUGACUUCACACAGACUUCUGUCAUCGGGAGCAAUGGGUACUUCUUGAAUAAACCACCCCUGCAGGAACAGCCCAUGCGGAUUACCAGCACUUUGGCUUCCUCGCUUCCUGGUCAUGCUGCAAAAACCCUUCCCGGAGGUUCCGGCAAAGGGAGGACUCCUAGUGCUUUUUCUCAGACGCCAGCCACAGCACCGGCCAAGCUUGCGGAAGCGAGUAAAGACACGGAGGACAAGAAGCCCUCGGGCCCUGGUGCCGACGUCAAGGUUCACAGGGCACGGAAGACCAUGCCAAAAUCCAUCCUGGGCCUGCAUGCAACCAGUAAGGAUCCCAGAGAAGUUCGAGAAGCUCGAGAUCAUGAGGAGCCAAAAGAGGAGAUCAACAAAAACCUUUCUGAUUUUGGACGACAGCAGCUUUUACCCCCCUUCCCACCCCUUCAUCAAUCACUACCUCAAAAUCAGUGCUACGUGGCCACCACAAAGUCACAGACAGCUUGCUUGCCUUUUGUUUUAGCAGCUGCAGUAUCUCGGAAGAAAAAACGAAGAAUGGGAACCUAUAGCCUGGUUCCUAAGAAAAAGACCAAAGUAUUAAAACAGAGGACGGUGAUUGAGAUGUUUAAGAGUAUAACUCAUUCCACUGUGGGCUCUAAGGGCGACAAGGACCUGGGCGCCAGCACCCUCCACGUGAAUGGGGAGAGCUUGGAGCUGGACUCGGAGGAGGACGAGUCGGAGGAGCUGGAUGAGGACGAGGACCAGGGGGCCGAGCAGGCCGCCGCGUUCCCCACGGAGGACAGCAGGACCUCUAAGGGGGUUGUGCCAGAGGCCGACCGCACCCAGAAGACGGACGGCGAGUCUGAAGAGGAGCAGGAAUCGGCCGGCACCGGGGAGGAGGACGAGGAUGGAGACGAGUCCGAUCUGAGUUCUGAAUCCAGUAUCAAGAAGAAGUUUCUCAAGAGGAAAGGGAAGCCUGACAGCCCCUGGAUCAAGCCUGCUAGGAAACGGAGGCGGAGAAAUAAAAAGAAGCAAAGCAGUAUCCUGGGUUCUGAAGCAUAUACGUCAUCUUCAGGAAGCACAGAGCAGACGGCACCAGGAGACAGCACGGGGUACAUGGAAGUUUCUCUGGACUCGCUGGAUCUCCGUGUCAAGGGGACGCUCCCCUCACACGCAGAAGGGCUGGCCAAUGGUCCUGACUUGGUGGAGACGGACGGCCUUCAGGAAGUGCCCCUCUGCAGCUGCCGAAUGGAAACCCCGAAAAGCCGAGAGAUCACUACUCUGGCCAACAACCAGUGUAUGGCUACGGAAAGCGUGGACCACGAACUGGGCAGGUGCACCAACAGCGUGGUCAAGCACGAGCUGAUGCGCCCAUCCAGCAAAGCGCCGCUCUUGGUGCUGUGUGAAGACCACCGGGGCCGGAUGGUGAAGCACCAGUGCUGUCCUGGCUGCGGCUACUUCUGCACAGCGGGUAAUUUUAUGGAAUGUCAGCCUGAGAGCAGCAUCUCUCACCGUUUCCACAAAGACUGUGCCUCUCGAGUCAAUAAUGCCAGCUAUUGUCCCCACUGUGGGGAGGAGAUCUCCAAGGCCAAAGAGGUGACCAUCGCAAAAGCGGACACAACCUCUACCGUGACACUGGCCCCUGGGCAGGACAAAAGCUCCUUGGCGGAGGGCAGAGCCGACACCACCACAGGCAGCACUGCUGGACCAUCGCUCUUGGAGGACGGCAAGCCACAGAGUACGGCCCCCCAGGCAGCCGAGGGCUUCGACCCCACAGGGCCUGCGGGGCUGGUGAAGCCGGCCCCCGGCCUUUCCCAGGGACCAGGGAAGGAGACCUUGGAAAGUGCUCUGAUCGCUCUAGACUCGGAAAAACCCAAGAAGCUUCGCUUCCAUCCGAAGCAGCUAUAUUUCUCCGCCAGGCAAGGGGAGCUGCAGAAAGUGCUGCUCAUGCUGGUGGAUGGAAUCGAUCCCAACUUUAAGAUGGAGCACCAGAACAAGCGGUCCCCGUUGCACGCUGCCGCCGAGGCCGGCCACGUGGACAUCUGCCACAUGCUGAUCCAGGCGGGCGCAAACAUUGACACCUGCUCAGAAGACCAGAGGACCCCAUUGAUGGAGGCGGCAGAAAACAACCAUUUGGACGCAGUGAAGUACCUCAUCAAGGCCGGCGCCCUCGUGGACCCGAAGGACGCAGAGGGCUCCACCUGUUUGCACCUUGCUGCCAAGAAAGGCCACUAUGAUGUGGUUCAGUAUCUGCUUUCAAAUGGACAGAUGGACGUCAACUGUCAGGAUGAUGGCGGCUGGACACCCAUGAUUUGGGCCACUGAGUAUAAGCAUGUGGAGCUCGUGAAGCUGCUGCUGUCCAAGGGGUCUGACAUCAACAUCCGGGACAACGAGGAGAACAUCUGUCUACACUGGGCUGCGUUCUCUGGCUGCGUGGACAUAGCGGAGAUCCUGCUGGCCGCCAGGUGUGACCUGCAUGCCGUGAACGUGCACGGAGACUCACCCCUGCACAUCGCCGCCAGGGAGGACCGCUACGCCUGCGUCCUCCUCUUUCUUUCUCGGGAUUCAGAUGUCACCUUGAAAAACAAAGAGGGAGAGACGCCCCUGCAGUGUGCCAGCCUCAACUCCCAGGUGUGGGACGCUCUGCAGAUGAGCCGGGCGUUGCGGGACGCAGCCCCCGACAGGCCUGUCCCGACGGAGAAGACGGUGAGCAGAGACAUUGCUCGAGGCUAUGAGCGAAUCCCCAUCCCGUGUGUCAACGCUGUGGACAAUGAGCCGUGCCCCAGCAACUAUAAAUACGUUUCUCAGAAUUGCGUGACGUCCCCCAUGAACAUUGACAGAAACAUCACCCAUUUGCAGUACUGCGUGUGCAUUGACGACUGCUCUUCCAGCAACUGUAUGUGUGGCCAGCUCAGCAUGCGCUGCUGGUACGACAAGGACGGCCGGCUCCUGCCGGAGUUCAACAUGGCGGAGCCGCCCUUGAUCUUUGAGUGCAACCAUGCCUGUUCCUGCUGGAGGAGCUGCCGGAACCGCGUCGUGCAGAACGGUCUCAGGGCGAGGCUGCAGCUCUACCGGACACAGAACAUGGGCUGGGGCGUGCGGUCCCUGCAGGACAUCCCCCUGGGCACCUUCGUCUGCGAGUAUGUGGGAGAGCUCAUCUCUGACUCGGAAGCUGAUGUUCGGGAAGAAGACUCUUACCUCUUUGAUCUUGACAAUAAGGAUGGUGAGGUGUACUGCAUUGACGCGCGGUUCUACGGGAACGUCAGCCGCUUCAUCAACCAUCACUGCGAGCCCAACCUGGUGCCCGUGCGCGUGUUUAUGUCACACCAGGACCUGCGCUUUCCCAGGAUUGCCUUCUUCAGCACCCGCCUGAUUGAGGCUGGGGAGCAGCUGGGGUUUGACUACGGGGAGCGCUUCUGGGACAUCAAAGGCAAGCUGUUCAGCUGCCGAUGUGGCUCCCCCAAGUGCCGGCACUCCAGCACGGCCGCGGCGCAGCGGCAGGCCAGCGCCGCCCAGGACGGCCAGGAGAACGGCCUGCCCGACACCAGCUCCUCCACCGCUGACCCCCUAUGAGCAGCAGCCGGCCUGGGGCGCCGAGCGUCGGUGCCGUUCACACUGAGGUUGCAGAGGAAGGCGAAACGCACACAACACCCGAGGGCUCCGACCUGGGGCUGGAGGGACCUGGGCCGUGGCUGCGAGGCCCCAGCGUGGCUGCCUCCGGGCUGGGGGCGGGCGCUUUGGAACACUCUGGGAAUCCGCGCUGGCGUGACCUUGUGAGUUUCUGAUGAUGGUUUUGUCGUUUCCACGUUUCCCGUUCCCCCUCAACUCCCCUGGUUCCUGUUCCACCGUGGGGCUUGUUGGCAAAGCCCGGUCAGCCCAGGCUCCCUGCGUGGCACCUGCCGAAGACACCAUCACCCUCGAGCUGCUCCGUUAGACCUGCCUGCACGAGGCCUGCGUGGCUGGUGCCAGUUCUGGGCACCGCGCAGAUGCCGUCCCCACCUCGACCUAGGAGAGGUCAGGGCCAAGCCGUCACUGACUUUGGAGAAAACGUUUGUUUGCUUUUUAAAGAAGUCCUAUAUCUAGUCCUAUAUAUCAGACCUCUAAUGCAUUUCUUUCUGAGGAAGCGGUCUGGCGGGUGCAGGAGGGCCAUGGCCCGAGGAGGACCCCGCACCGGCCCCGCCGGCGCAGCAAUGCUGGCGCCUUCUGUUGAUUUUUAAACCACAUGCUAUGAUGAAUAAACUGAUUUAUUUUCUACCGUUAUUGAACAUUAGGACAAAUAAAAACACAAAACACAGACAACGGUGCUGAUUCUGGUGUGGUUUCUACUCACCAUGUGAAAAUAAACUAUCAACUGUAUAAAGAGAACAAAGUGAUUUUAGAAUAAAAUGCAGGAAAAAACUUUUUUUAAAACGUUAGUCUUGUCGUGGAAUAAAUUUGCCAUCACCUUUUGUGUGACGGCCUGCCAGGUCAUAUACUUUUUUUUGGCAUAUACUUUUUUAAAUACUGUAAUUAGUGCAGUAGCAGUGGGGUUUUUGUGCGGCUCUUCUAAAACAUUCAUGAUGCAGUCAUGUUUAUUUUUUUCUGUUAAAAUGUUUUUGACAGUUUUAAGAGCAGUCUUUUGGCUCAGACCAUUUCUUGUUCUGUUUUCAAUGAAAUCAAUAAAAAAAAAAGAAGUACUUUAAA
Molecule: messenger RNA, 12681 nt
Organism: Panthera uncia (snow leopard)
Lineage: Eukaryota; Metazoa; Chordata; Mammalia; Carnivora; Felidae
Gene: EHMT1
Product: euchromatic histone lysine methyltransferase 1
Exons: 27
Coding region: 7738-11571 (1277 amino acids)
Cellular component (GO): nucleus
Molecular function (GO): zinc ion binding; histone H3K9 methyltransferase activity; p53 binding
Source: RefSeq, a predicted model, not a curated record